Molecule: messenger RNA, 1060 nt
Organism: Ilyonectria robusta
Lineage: Eukaryota; Fungi; Ascomycota; Sordariomycetes; Hypocreales; Nectriaceae
Product: translation initiation factor SUI1
Exons: 4
Coding region: 334-678 (114 amino acids)
Biological process (GO): translational initiation
Cellular component (GO): eukaryotic 43S preinitiation complex
Molecular function (GO): ribosomal small subunit binding; translation initiation factor activity; RNA binding
Source: RefSeq, a predicted model, not a curated record
CCUCCUCUUAACUCCUUCUCCCUCCUCUUCCCUUCGCUCCUCAACCCGUCGGAAAGUCAAGACAAGUCCUCACCCUUGGCCUCAUCCACCGCGCAUCCCAGCUCCGUCGCAAACCAUCCCCCCAAACCACCUCGUCGCUCAGCUCUCGUCUCGCCGCAAAGCCCGUUGCUCGUCGCUAUCCAAACCGCUUCCUUCUUCGCUCCGUCGCACAAACACCCGCACUCUCGUCCAACUCCACCCACAGCGAGGCGCUUUCCCAGCCAGCGGUCGCUGAAAACAUCCUCCACUUUUACAAAACCCAUUUCCCAAGGUCACCCCAGUACCUCCGAGUUUAUGUCCAUCGAAAAUCUCAAGUCCUACGACCCCUUCGCCGAAGCCGACGAAGACACCGGAGAAACCAAGCAGACGCAGAAUUAUAUCCAUAUACGCAUUCAACAGCGUAAUGGACGUAAGACUCUGACCACUGUCCAGGGUCUCCCAAAGAAAUUUGACCAGAAGAAGAUUCUCAAGGUCAUCAAGAAGAAGUUCGCUUGCAAUGGCACCAUCGUCAACGACACCGAGAUGGGCGAGGUGAUCCAGCUCCAGGGUGAUCAGCGCAAAGAUGUCCAGGAAUUUCUCAUCGACAAGAAGGAAGGCCUCGAGCUAGAUGCCAAGACCAUCAAGGUCCACGGUUUCUAAAGCUCCGCAUGCCCCGUCGUCCUGUCAACAUCAGCCGUUCCCGGGCUCGUUGGCGUGAAUAGGACUUUGGGACGCAUAGCCUCAGGCUUGUGCCUUCUCCGGACGUGUCCACGCGGACACCCCGAGGCUCGGCGCCGAUUACCCUAGGACGGCGGGCAUCCGCCAGUGGGAGCAGUCCCUUGGUGGCUUUUUUUGAGAUGGUAUCCUUUUGCACCCGCUCAAGGGCCAUGGACGAGAGCAUCCGCCGCGAUGGCCCCCGUGCAGAAGGCUAGAUAGACUACGGGCAAAGGCAUCAUCGCAGUACGGCUUGUCAGUCAUUCGUUUUAGUACAUUAUCGGGCAAGCCCAGCAGUAGUCAGGAAUAUACCAUGUCGAUUCCGAAA